This is a messenger RNA of Candida dubliniensis CD36, 1920 nucleotides long. RefSeq names its product Jem1p (gene JEM1). The transcript has a single exon. The record is from RefSeq and is a predicted model, not a curated record. Bases 1 to 1920 code for a protein of 639 amino acids. Gene Ontology annotation, cellular component: endoplasmic reticulum. Lineage: Eukaryota; Fungi; Ascomycota; Pichiomycetes; Serinales; Debaryomycetaceae. Gene Ontology annotation, biological process: protein folding in endoplasmic reticulum. Gene Ontology annotation, molecular function: protein-folding chaperone binding; misfolded protein binding.
AUGAGAUUUCCAUUAUCUAGUCUAUUAGUGGGCGCAGCCUUCUUGUCAUUGACAACAUGUUCUAGCAAUGAUUUUGAUCAAAAAGUUUUACAACUUGACAAGUUAUUUUCCGAGCAAGGUCCGACAAUGAAUGUUCUACAAGCAUAUGAAGAAAUAAUUCGAACGGCAAAAUCUUCGUCCAAUACGAAUUCACUCCCUAAGUUAUUAUUCAAGAAAGCUAUAAUUGAGAUCAAUUUGAAUAAAGAGAUUCAAGCCAUAGCUGAUUUGAAAUGGGUAUUACAGCUAGAUCCAGCAAUGGGUCCAGCCAAGGAUAAAAUUGUACAAUUAUUGAUGGCAAGAGGAGAAUUCGAUUCAAUUCAACAAUACCUAAUUAACGACAAUGACAAGGAUAUUUACGAUACAAUUGAGAAAAUCAACCAAGGUAUUAACACUAGUAAAGAAUUAAUGGAAAAACACGAAUAUCAACAAUGUGCAGAUAUUUUGAAUGAAAUUAUGUCAUUGAGUCCAACAAAUUAUGAAAUUACUGAAUUAUACUAUAAUUUGGCCCUAAACUCUUAUAGAGAGAAUCCCGAUUCUCAAUUGAAAUAUUUAGGUGAAAUGCUACCGGCCAAUAAAGUGAUUAUACAAACUGCAAAAAGUUUGAUUGAUAUUAAUCCCAUGAAAAGUUUAAAUUACUUUAAUGUAUUAUCGCAGUUUUUAUUAUACACAGAAGUCCAAUUUGAGAAUUCCAAUAGAAUCAUAAAGAAUUGUUUGAGAAUAGACAAUGAAUAUACAUCGUGUGGUAAGUUGUCGAAAUUCUAUGUCAAAUUUCAGAAUUUUCUCAAAUUAUUAGAAGAUUAUUCAAUAAUUGAAGGUCAUUAUUAUACCAACACUGAAAAUAACGUGAAGUUAGAUGAUGAAGGAUUAAUUAAUCCAGUUAUAGAUUAUCAAUUUGUUAUAAACUUCUUGUUUGUGGAUGAUUUGCAAGUAUCAAAAUUAGAUAAGCGUAAACUACCAUCAAGUAUAAAGAAUAACUUUGAUUACUUACAAUAUCAAACUCAGAAGUUUGGAGACGAUUUGGGAUUUGUAACAUCUCCAAAGACAUUGUUCUUGCGGGAUUUAAACAAAUUGAUAUGUGAGGCAUAUUCCUUGACUGGCAACUCAAAGAAGGCAAAGCAGUUUUGUGAUAGUUUUGAAGACUCUGAUAACUUGUUUUUGCCAAAGCAUAUUCCAGAAAUAGACAAAUAUUUACUGAAAAAGAAGUAUUCCCAGGCAGAAGAAUUGUUGAAUAAGUUUAAUAAUAAUGUAAAGCAAACAAAGUUGUUUACUGAUAGAUGGGCCAAAGUGGAGGAAUAUCAUAUGAAACUUAAUCAACAAAGACAACAACAAUAUUUUCAACAACAACAACAACAACAGCAGCAACAACAACAGCAACGUCAACGUCAACAGCAAUAUAGAGCACCACCGCAUCAACCACGAAAAAAGCCUGCUAAUGAUUACUAUAAAGUUUUGGAUGUGCCACGUGAUGCUGAUGAAAAGUCUAUUAAGAAAGGGUAUAGAACCCAAACAUUAAAGUAUCACCCAGAUAAAUAUAAGGGAGAUGAUUUGACUCCUGAGCAGAUUGAGAAAAAAAUGCAAGCUAUUAACCAAGCAUAUGAAGUGUUGAGCGAUCCUGAAUUACGUGAACGAUAUGAUAGAGGUGAUGAUCCAAAUGAUCCAAUGGGUCAGAGCCAUCCACAGUGGCAACAACAAGGUGGUGGCGGUGGACAACCCAAUUUCAACUUUAAUUUUGGUGGUGGUGGUGGUGGCAACCAAUUCUUUCAACAAUUCUUUGGUGGUCAAGGGUUUAAAUUUAAUGGACAAGGCAAUCCAUUCGGUAAUUCACAUCAUAAAGUGAAAAUUACAAAAAACAAGAAAAAGAAUAAAACCAAAAGGCAGUAA